GCUCAGCUGAAACCCGAGCUCCCGCUCAGCUGGGGCUGGGGAGGUCCCUGCAAGAGCCGCCUGCCCAGCGCGUCCCUCCGCGGGCUCCGCAGUCACUUGGGCACCGGGAACGAUGGAGCUGGACCGCUGGGCGCAGUUGGGACUCACGUUCCUGCAGCUCCUCCUCAUCUCGUCCUUGCCAAGAGAAUACACAGUCAUUAACGAAGCCUGCCCCGGAGCCGAAUGGAACAUCAUGUGUCGAGAGUGUUGUGAAUACGAUCAGAUUGAAUGUGUCUGUCCCGGAAAGAAGGAAGUCGUGGGCUACACCAUCCCAUGUUGCAGGAAUGAGGACAACGAAUGUGACUCCUGCCUGAUUCACCCGGGUUGCACCAUCUUUGAAAACUGCAAGAGCUGCCGGAAUGGCUCGUGGGGGGGCACGCUGGACGACUUCUACGUGAAGGGGUUCUACUGUGCCGAGUGCAGAGCUGGCUGGUAUGGGGGAGAUUGUAUGAGGUGUGGCCAGGUUCUUCGAGCUCCAAAGGGUCAGAUUCUAUUGGAGAGCUACCCCUUAAAUGCUCACUGUGAGUGGACCAUUCACGCCAGACCUGGAUUUAUCAUCCAGCUGAGGUUUGGCAUGCUGAGCCUGGAGUUUGACUACAUGUGCCAGUAUGACUAUGUUGAAAUUCGUGAUGGGGACAACAGCGACAGUCCCAUUAUCAAGCGUUUCUGUGGCAAUGAGAGGCCAGCUCCCAUCCGUAGCACGGGCUCUUCACUCCAUGUCCUCUUCCACUCUGAUGGCUCCAAGAAUUUUGAUGGUUUCCAUGCCAUCUUCGAGGAGAUCACAGGUAAAGGCCACGCAUGUUCUUCAGCCCCUUGUUUCCACGAUGGCACCUGUGUCCUUGAUGCAGCUGGGUCUUACAGGUGUGCGUGCCUGGCCGGCUAUACGGGGCAGCACUGUGAAAACCUCCUUGAAGAAAAAAAUUGCUCAGACCUGGGGGGACCAGUCAAUGGGUACAAGAAAAUAACAGGAGGCCCUGGACUUCUCAAUGGGCACCAUGUGAAACUUGGCACAGUUGUGUCAUUCUUUUGCAACAACUCCUAUGUUCUUAGUGGCAGUGAGAAGAGAACUUGCCAACAGAACGGACAGUGGUCAGGGAAACAGCCUGUCUGCAUCAAAGCCUGCCGAGAACCAAGGGUCUCAGACUUGGUGAGAAGGAGAGUUCUCCCGACGCAGGUUCAGUCAAGGGAGACACCGUUACACCAGCUUUACUCCACAGCCCUCAGCAAGCAGAAACUGCAGGACACCCCUGUCAAGAAGCCAGCCCUUCCCUUUGGAGACCUGCCCACCGGGUACCAGCAUCUGCACGCACAGCUCCAGUACGAGUGCAUCUCGCCCUUCUACCGCCGCCUGGGCAGCAGCCGGAGGACGUGCCUGCGGACUGGGAAGUGGAGUGGGCGGGCCCCGUCCUGCAUCCCCAUCUGUGGGAAAAUCGAGAAUGUUGCUUCUCCAAAGACCCAAGGCACGGGCUGGCCGUGGCAGGCAGCCAUCUACCGGAGGACCAGUGGUGGGCACGAUGGCAGCCUGCACAAAGGCGCCUGGUUCUUGGUCUGCAGUGGUGCCCUGGUGAAUGAACGCACCGUGGUGGUGGCUGCCCACUGUGUUACUGAUUUGGGAAAGGUCGCCAUCAUUAAGACAGCAGACCUGAAGGUCGUCUUGGGGAAGUUCUAUCGGGAUGAGGACCGAGAUGAGAAGACCAUCCAGAGCUUACGGGUAUCUGCCAUCAUACUGCAUCCCAACUACGACCCUAUCCUGCUUGAUGCUGACAUUGCCGUUCUGAAGCUCCUGGACAAGGCUCGCAUCAGCAGCCGGGUGCAGCCCAUUUGCCUGGCUGCUGCCCGGGACCUCAGCACCUCCUUCCAGGAGUCUCACAUCACCGUGUCUGGCUGGAACAUCCUGGCCGAUGUGAGGAGCUCUGGUUUCAAGAAUGACACGCUGCACUCCGGAAUGGUCAGGGUGGUGGACUCGCUGCUGUGCGAGGAGCAGCAUGAAGACUACGGCAUCCCCGUUAGCGUCACUGACAACAUGUUCUGUGCCAGCCAGGACCUGAGCACCCCUUCUGAUAUCUGCACUGCCCAGACAGGGGGUAUUGCUGCUAUGCCCUUUCCAGGUCGAGCAUCCCCCGAGCCUCACUGGCAUCUGGUGGGGCUGGUCAGCUGGAGUUAUGACAAAAGCUGUAGCCAUAGCCUAGCCACAGCCUUCACCAAGGUACUGCCUUUCAAAGACUGGAUUGAGAGAAACAUGAAAUGAGCUAGCCACAGGCUCCCAGAGAAGCUUUCUCCAGCAGCCAUCUGUCCUUGUGCUGUAGACACAGUGCAGACCUGAAGUUGAUUUGACCCAUGAACUUGGCUAUGACAAAGCUUCUGAUUUCAGGGACAGAACUCAGUGGAAGGUGAGUGGAACUUGCUUUCUGCUUCUCUGACUGCCUGGAAACCAUCUGAAAGAUGCCAGGGCUUGCAAGAACUGUGUUUCUUCAAAGACCAUGUGAAUAGAAAAGAAAACCUCCCCAACCUUCUCUGCCUUUGAAUGAGGUGGAUGUCAUGGUCAGCUCUCAUCGAGAGGGUUGACCUAAGGAGGGCUGGACUCUUUUGAGGCUCUAGUCAAGCCAAGUUCCAAAGAGCCACCUGCAGAACAGCUCAGGGCAGCAGGGUAGGGGGAGCGGGGACAGUAGAUGUGGCCCGUGCUUUGUGCACAUUGUCACUUUUUUUUUUUUUCUGGUCCUUUCCCUUUCCAGUCUCUUGUACACAUUUUAAUAAAACAAAGGUUAGAUUCUGACCUACAAAACAAUAGUA
This is a messenger RNA of Jaculus jaculus (lesser Egyptian jerboa), 2829 nucleotides long. It is a transcript of the gene Pamr1, whose product is annotated as peptidase domain containing associated with muscle regeneration 1. NCBI's taxonomy places the organism in Eukaryota, Metazoa, Chordata, Mammalia, Rodentia, Dipodidae. The coding region runs from base 113 to 2287 and encodes 724 amino acids. The record is from RefSeq and is a predicted model, not a curated record. Gene Ontology annotation, biological process: proteolysis. The transcript has 11 exons. Gene Ontology annotation, molecular function: serine-type endopeptidase activity; calcium ion binding.